Peronospora matthiolae is the source of this 120-nucleotide messenger RNA. The record is from the annotation of a GenBank genome assembly. Lineage: Eukaryota; Oomycota; Peronosporomycetes; Peronosporales; Peronosporaceae.
AUGAUGCCGCCACGUUCCCCAGAGCCAGUCAACCUGGAUCUUGCAGUGUCCGCCCCUGAUGAUCCAGAGACGGGAGGUGUCGCCUUCGAGUCGGAUGCAUCAUUUGACUCGCCAGAAUAG